Molecule: messenger RNA, 1491 nt
Organism: Cariama cristata (Red-legged seriema)
Lineage: Eukaryota; Metazoa; Chordata; Aves; Cariamiformes; Cariamidae
Gene: DDX23
Product: DEAD (Asp-Glu-Ala-Asp) box polypeptide 23
Exons: 10
Biological process (GO): mRNA splicing, via spliceosome
Cellular component (GO): catalytic step 2 spliceosome
Molecular function (GO): RNA binding; RNA helicase activity; ATP binding
Source: RefSeq, a predicted model, not a curated record
AGGGAUCGCCGGCACAAAGAGCGUGAACGGGACCGGAACAAGAAGGACCGGGACCGGGAGAAGGAUGGGCACCGACGGGACAAGGACAGGAAGCGGUCAAGCUUGUCCCCGAGCAGGGGUAAGGAUUCAAAGUCCCGGAAGGAGCGGGACUCACGGAAAGCAGAGGAAGAGGACGAGAAUGCCCUGAAGAAAGAGAAGGCCCAGCCGCUGUCCUUGGAGGAGCUGCUGGCUAAGAAGAAGGCUGAAGAGGAGGCAGAAGCCAAGCCCAAGUUCCUGUCCAAGGCAGAGCGGGAGGCCGAGGCCUUGCGGCGGCGUCAACAGGAGGUGGAGGAGAGGCAGCGGCUGCUGGAGGAGGAGAGGAAGAAGAGGAAGCAGUUCCAGGAGAUGGGGAGGAAGAUGUUAGAAGACCCCCAGGAGCGUGAGCGCAGGGAGCGCCGUGAGCGCAUGGAGCGGGAGACCAACGGCACAGAGGACGAGGAGGGCAGGCAGAAGAUCCGGGAGGAGAAGGACAAGAGCAAAGAGCUCCACGCCAUCAAGGUAGUGCUGGAGGCCAGGUACAAGGAACGACACCAAGUGCAGCUGCUGGGCCGGGGCUUCAUCGCAGGGAUCGACUUGAAACAGCAGAAACGGGAACAGUCGCGUUUCUAUGGGGACCUGAUGGAGAAGAGGCGGACGCUGGAGGAGAAGGAGCAGGAAGAGGCCCGGCUGCGGAAGCUGCGGAAGAAAGAGGCCAAGCAGCGCUGGGAUGACCGUCACUGGUCACAGAAGAAGCUGGACGAGAUGACAGACAGGGACUGGCGCAUCUUCCGUGAGGACUACAGCAUCACCACCAAGGGGGGCAAGAUCCCCAACCCCAUCCGCUCCUGGAAGGACUCCUCCCUGCCCCCCCACAUCCUGGAGGUCAUCUACAAGUGCGGCUACAAGGAGCCCACCCCCAUCCAGCGCCAGGCGAUCCCCAUCGGCCUGCAAAACCGCGACAUCAUCGGCGUGGCCGAGACCGGCAGUGGUAAAACUGCAGCUUUCCUCAUCCCGCUGCUGGUGUGGAUCACCACCCUGCCCAAGAUCGAUCGGAUUGAGGAGUCAGACCAAGGUCCAUACGCCAUCAUCCUGGCCCCCACCCGAGAGCUGGCCCAGCAGAUCGAGGAGGAAACGAUCAAGUUUGGGAAGCCUCUGGGCAUCCGCACGGUGGCCGUGAUCGGAGGUAUCUCCCGUGAGGACCAAGGCUUCCGCCUUCGCAUGGGCUGCGAGAUCGUCAUCGCCACGCCAGGGCGUCUGAUCGACGUGCUGGAGAACCGGUACCUGGUGCUGAGCCGCUGCACCUACGUGGUGCUGGAUGAAGCGGAUCGCAUGAUCGACAUGGGCUUUGAGCCUGACGUGCAGAAGAUCCUGGAGCACAUGCCCGUCACCAACCAAAAACCUGACACCGACGAGGCCGAGGACCCUGAGAAGAUGUUGGCCAACUUUGAGUCGGGGAAGCACAAGUACAGACAG